GGGGAUGUGGUGCUGCCUGAGCAGCCACUGCAGCUGCUGCUGCCUGCUCGUGGCCGCGUCUUCCCGGAGGCGACUGCUGGAAGCUUUAGGGAGCAGCUGCGGUGCUCUGCCAUAUUGUGUCUUCCCUGGCCGGUCCCUUGCCUCCCGGCCGGUCGGCCGAGCUGACGUUGGUUGAAUCCAUGGAUACAGAACCCACAGAUGGAGAGGGCUGACUGUACAAGUCUGUCAAAAAACCAAAGUGCUGGUUGGCUAAUAAUUGGUCACUGUAUGACUUAUAGUACAGGUGAUAUUACUUCUGAUUCUAGAUGAACUAUAAGAGUAAAUGGGUCCAGUAAUUGGAAUGACUCCAGAUAAGAGAGCUGAAACCCCAGGAGCUGAAAAGAUUGCAGGAUUAAGCCAGAUUUACAAAAUGGGAAGCUUGCCUGAAGCUGUUGAUGCUGCCAGGCCAAAGGCCACUCUAGUGGACAGUGAGUCAGCAGAUGAUGAGCUCACAAACUUGAACUGGCUUCAUGAAAGUACUAAUCUUCUAACAAACUUCAGCCUCGGAAGUGAGGGUCUUCCAAUUGUUAGUCCAUUGUAUGACAUAGAGGGAGAUGAUGUGCCAUCCUUUGGACCAGCUUGCUACCAGAACACAGAAAAAAAAUCAGCAACUUCAAAGCCCCCAUACUCCUUUAGUCUUCUCAUUUAUAUGGCUAUUGAGCACUCUCCAAAUAAAUGUUUGCCUGUCAAAGAAAUUUAUAGCUGGAUUCUGGACCAUUUUCCAUAUUUUGCUACUGCACCAACAGGCUGGAAGAAUUCUGUUCGACAUAAUCUGUCCCUGAAUAAAUGUUUUCAGAAAGUGGAAAGAAGCCAUGGCAAGGUUAAUGGAAAAGGUUCCUUAUGGUGUGUUGAUCCGGAAUAUAAACCCAAUCUUAUCCAGGCACUGAAGAAGCAACCUUUUUCUUCAGCAUCUUCGCAAAAUGGUUCUUUAUCACCUCACUAUUUAAGCUCUGUACUCAAGCAGAACCAGAUGCGAACCCUCAGAGAAUCUGAUAUCGAUGCUGCUGCUGCAAUGAUGCUUUUAAAUACUUCUAUAGAACAAGGAAUUUUAGAAUGUGAGAAACCUCUUCCUCUUAAAACAGCAUUGCAAAAAAAGAGGAGUUAUGGCAAUGCAUUUCAUCAUCCCAGUGCUGUACGAUUACAAGAGAGUGAUUCUUUAGCCACCAGCAUUGAUCCAAAAGAAGAUCACAAUUACAGUGCAAGUAGCAUGGCAGCACAGCGUUGUGCAUCCAGGUCUAGCGUGUCUUCCCUGUCUUCUGUAGAUGAGGUAUAUGAAUUUAUCCCAAAGAAUAGCCAUGUGGGAAGUGAUGGCAGUGAAGGAUUUCACAGUGAAGAAGAUACAGAUGUUGAUUAUGAAGAUGAUCCUCUUGGAGACAGUGGCUAUGCAUCACAGCCUUGUGCAAAAAUCUCUGAAAAAGGGCAGUCAGGCAAAAAGAUGCGAAAACAGACAUGUCAAGAAAUUGAUGAGGAGCUCAAAGAAGCAGCUGGAUCUCUGCUCCACCUUGCUGGAAUUCGUACAUGUUUAGGUUCCCUAAUAAGUACUGCAAAGACGCAAAAUCAAAAGCAACGGAAAAAAUAGAAAUACUUAAAGUGUGGCAAUACUCUUUCACUUAAUUCUUUACAAGGGAUAUCAAAGCCAUAAUGGACUUCAUUAGUUUUAGGGUAGGGAAGGGAUACGAAUUACUUAUUUCUUUCAAAACAUUUUUGGUUUUUGGUUUUUAAAAUUUUUAUUAAACAAUUGCUGUUAGGAUCAUGCCUGAUCAGAAAUAUAUGAUGUGAAGUCCUGAAAGCAUAAUUUUUGUGGUGUCUCCAAGAUUUGGAAAUUUUUGUAUAAGAAAAUCCCCAGCCUCUGUCUUAAACUUGUGGGACAAAAAUCCUUUCUUCUGUUAAUAUGUCAGAAUGUAAGAUUUGGCAACUCUAUAAAUUUUUUUCAUUUUCUUUUCCAAUCUGUAACUAUAGUUACUGAACCAGCUAAAAAUUUUGCUAUUGUACUUUUCAUAUACUUCUCUCCUGACACACAAUCCGGUAACAUAAGAUUGAAAUUUUUUUACUUUAUUUUAAUUUGUUUUUAAUUUUUUUUGUUGUUGUGGUGUGGGCAAAGACAAACAUAAAUUGAAAAACAUCCUGAUGUUUAGAAAAAGUUUCUUUUGGUUACAUAGGUAGAGAAUGCAACAAAGAGUUCUAAGGUUUAAAAAAGACAAUUUUGUGGUGUUAUUUCAUCCAAGAACACUCCCAAUUCCUAUUACAAUGGUAGCUUUGAAGUGUUUUUACUUCACAGAUACUGCAUAGCAUUUAUUGGGGCCUUUUAUUCUUGCCCAAAGUGCUUUGCAAACAUUAAGUUUUAGCCACUAGCUGCCUUUGUUGAGUAUAAGUUAUCCAAUGAGAGGAUAUAGCCAAUUAAGUGUGUUAUGGAGUACACCCAUUUUGACACACUUGUAAUAAGAGAAUCUUUCAUUUGCCUGCCACAUGUACUGCAUUCUGAGAAUCUUGUAAUAGGAAUGGAGUGUAAUGAAACAUUCUGAGUACUAAUUGCAUAUGUAUCAUAAAGUAGGUCAUUUAGGAAAAAACUUCUGUCCAAGCUUUGUAUGGAUUAAAUUUAUAAGUAUAACAAAUUAAAUCUUAAUAGAUUUAAUGCAAUUUUGCAAACAAAAUUACCUUCAUGAAUUUCAAAAUUCAUAUAAAAUUAGAUCUUAUGCAAUACACCCUUUUGAGGAGGCAGUGUAAUAACCUAUAGUGCCAUUGAUCCAUGAGAAAAAGAUUUUCUGGUACUACUCCAAAAGUGCUUUGACUGAGUAUCUUAUUUGAACAGUCUGCUUAUAUGAGACAGCUUUUCAUAGUAUCAUUUGUAUAAUUUGAUUAGAUUAUUCAGAAACAACAGGAUGCUAAACUACACUUAUUCAUUCUACCUUUUUUUUUUUUUUUUUUACGAUGAUGGAAGCAACUUUCCAGAAGUUCAGUCUUAUGCUACAUCCUAAGUCAUAGACAAUGACCUUGUUUUCAUCAUUCUGAUAGAUUGUAUACAUAUGUACACAUACAUACACACAUGCACAGUCAAGGUCAUGAUGUUGAUUUGCUGUUUUCAGCUGUUUCUAUGAUUAUAAAGCAUUUUUUAAGAGACAGAUAUUUUAACUUUCAAUUUUUAUUUUGGCAAAACUGUCAAAUGAGAAAAAGGAUUUUAAACACUUUUUUUUUCAAUUGACAAGACUUUAAGUCAGGGAUAACAGUAUUAAUGUUCUCUGUUCCGUUUCCAUGUUUAAUUUAACCUGGAUAGCCACAUUAAUGAAUUGGUGCUAUCAAAAUAUAGUAAUUUUUAAAUUUGUUAAUAAUGAAAAAUAACCCUUAAGCAUGCAGGAUGAGGUAUUUGGGUUUUUUCUUUAUAUCGGUCACAUCUACAGAAAAUGGCUAAACCAAGUUAACUUUUAUUAUAGACAGUGAAUAAAACACCAAAAACCCAAAAAUGCUUUAACCACAGUGUAAAUAAUAAAGAAAUUACACUCAUCAUUUUAAUAACUGUUUUUAAGUUUUUACCAUAGCCUUCUGGAUAGACCUUAGGAACAGUGUUUCAGUAAUCUGGCACCAAUUUAUUUUGUUCUGCUGAAAUUCUGUAUCACAAAUGUGCUACCUGGUUUCUGUCCAUAAGAUAAUUACUCUUUCUUUAUAAGAAAAGGAAAGUGAUCUAAGAGAAGCAGAGUUAGUUCCAGCUCUAAUAGGGAUCUUCAAAGUUAUUUUGUCUUGAUGUAUGUAACAGUAAUUCUUUACAUCUUUUGAUUUUUCUCUUCCUUUUUAUUCACUCUUCCCACGAAUUUACAUGUUUAAGUUAUAUUCAUCACUAGCAAGGACGAUAAACACUUCUGCACUGAAAGCUAACAGGGAGAGAUUACACAAUAUUUUACAGUUUCUUAAACUUAAUUUAGUGCAUCACCUUCCACUUGCUAACAUACCAAGCCAGUUAUUUUCCAGGGGAAGCACCUUUUAAAUUGUGGUCCUCCAGUUACUACUUCCAUUGAGAUCAUGCUCUCAUUCCUCAGGUGUUUUGAGAAACAUGACUAAUAACCAUAUAAUUAAGUAGAAUCAUUCCAAGUCCUAUGGCCUGGAAAUUGUAUUCCCGAUAAUACACAAGUUUUCCUGUAAUAAAGUCAAUUUAGAAACUCCAAGGUGAUUACAUGUUUUCCAACAUAUCCUAAAACUGUGAUAUAAGCUAACAUAUAUUUUGCCUUACGUCAAAAGAAUAUGUUUUGUUGCAGCUGAUUCCAGUUUAUAAUAGAUCCCUAGUAAAAAGCUUUGAUUCAGCACGAUUGUUCAUCUUCACAUCCCAAACAGAAUCAGUGUUUCUUGAAUAUAUAUUUUUGAAGUUUUUUGUGCAAUAUAUUACUAAAUCAGUUAUUAUUUUACUUUUCAAAUUCAGAGAAAGAAAACAGAUUACCUGAAUUGAUGGAAAAGGUGGAUCACCUCCCUUUUUCCACCUUCAAAGCUUUUCCUGUCCUCAUAGCCAGCAUGACUUCUUUUAACUUGGAUUCCUUUGUAUAUAGUAAAGUUUAGUAUAUAUAUUUUUUCUUUUGCUACUUUUGGAGGCAUUAUGUAAAGGGCUCAUACUAGAUGUUCAGUUAAAUAUGCUUUAGCACAAAGUCAAACUAGAGAAUGUGUUAAGGAGGGAAUGUAUGUGUCUUGGUAGACCAGGAGGCCUUUCCCAGCAAUUUAAGCAACAGAUGUGAAUACUUCACAAAGCUGUAAAGACCAUUGUCUUAAAUACUGCAACAACUUAACACCCUUUUGUGAAGAUCAUAGCAUUUAUCUAAGAAACUUUGAGGCUUUCUGGUUUACAUAUAUCUUACAGUUUUUUUUUUUUUUUUUAGUUUGAAAUGUGUAAGCUUUGAUUUAAACCAAGUUUACUUCAGUAUGUUAAUGAUGUAGUAAAAAUAUUUAUUGAAAGGCGAAUUAGAGUAUUUUAAUGUUAUACCUGCCAUUUUUUUCUUAAAGCAUAUUCUUUGCAUCUAACUGCCAGUGCCAUUGUCAAAACUUAUUUUUUAAAUCGUUGUACAUUUCUUAUUAAACUAAGUGCUUAAUUUUAAAGUAUUAUGUUGCCAUCAUAUAGUGUAUAAAAAUGUAUAAUUGCCAAUUGAUUGUUAACUAUUAUUUAUUUUUAAAUGAAAGUGUAAGAAUGCUUUCUGAUUCAACAAAUUUGUUAUCAAACUGUUUCCUUAUCCUCUUUUCUGAUGUAGCAUAAAAAUUGUUCCGGUUUGAGUUAUAACUGCCAGUAGAUGACCAGUCACAAGUGAACCACUUUUCAGUUGCCAGUCUUUGCUCAUAUUAAAAACAACUUACAAAUGCUUAGUUUUUGUAUCUAAUCUCUGAUUAUUAAAAUGUUUAUAAAGUUUAUUUUUACCAAAGAGAUGCAAUUCAUUAUGACAAAGUGUUGCAUAAUAAAUUUGUUUUAUAAUUUU
Mandrillus leucophaeus (drill) is the source of this 5480-nucleotide messenger RNA. RefSeq names its product forkhead box N2 (gene FOXN2). Gene Ontology annotation, molecular function: cis-regulatory region sequence-specific DNA binding; DNA-binding transcription factor activity. NCBI's taxonomy places the organism in Eukaryota, Metazoa, Chordata, Mammalia, Primates, Cercopithecidae. The transcript has 7 exons. The record is from RefSeq and is a predicted model, not a curated record. Gene Ontology annotation, biological process: regulation of DNA-templated transcription. Bases 323 to 1618 code for a protein of 431 amino acids. Gene Ontology annotation, cellular component: nucleus.